AACAUAACUUAUUAUAUUCGUGUGUAGCUAUUGGGACUGCAUUUAGUUAGUAUAAUAAUUUGGUCGCGGACGGUAGUGAUAUUAUAUUUAAGAAAAUGGGUUAUCUAUUUACUAUUUUGGCUCUUUGCUUCGCUCUAGCAACCGCCGAAUCCCCAGCCGUCAGCAAACAAUAUCGUUCCGACUACACGUACGACAAAAACACCGAUUCCUUCUACAAGAUGCACACGGAGCAAGCGUCGACCGACCGCGCUCACACCACUUGCCAGGCUGAAGGUGCCCGACUUAUGGCACCAGAAUCUGAACAAGACCUGGCGUUGAUACAUGGAAUGUUUAAAAAGUUUCCGGAUAUUGGGAGACUGGUGCUGGUUGAUGGGAAUGGGGCUGGCCAUGACGAGGCAGAUGAGGAUGAGGAACCCAUCAUCAAUUAUGGGAGUGGAGUGGGUCAUGACGAGGCAGAUGAGGAUGAGAAACCUAUUAUAAAUCUGGAGGGCGAAACUGACUUCGAUUCUCGCCGCAAGUGCGAGGUGGUGAACCGGGAAGGCCAGAUUGAGAGCUCUAUAUGCUACUUCGAGCUGCCCUUCAUAUGCAAAGUGAACGCUAAGGACGCGCCUUACAACGAGGAAUGUGGGACUUAUUCUAACGAUUACGUCUCAAAAAUCUCCCUCACCGGCAGUUGCUACCGCAUAGCCCGGAUAAAAGCGAACUGGAACGAGGCAUACGCCAACUGCCAAGCUGAGGGGGCCCACUUGGCCAUCCUCAACAAUGAGGGAGAGUUUGAAAUCGUCAAGGGGCUGAUUGAGAAGAUACCAAGAAGCGUUGAGGAUUGGCAGUUCUUUGUCGGCGUUCGUGCGGAGGAGAAGAAAUCUCCGAUUAUCUUUAAAACCGUUUUUAAUCAAACUCUAGAGCAGGUCGGUUACGCGCCAUGGGACAACAACGAGCCGAACAAUUCCUUCGGCAUCGAGUAUUGCGUGUCUCUCAUCAGGACCACGUGCAAAUACAACGACACCGUGUGUCGGAACCGGUACUCGUAUAUUUGCGAGAAGGAGCGUAGUGUGUGAGAGGCAAAGGAGGUUCGACAAUAGGGUGUAAUUGUAAUGUUUAUAACCGGCAAUAUUUUUUGGAUAUGAUGAAAUGGCUAUGUAAGAACAAUUAUUUCGGAAUCGAGUACUGCGUGUCUCUCAUCAGGACCACCUGCAAAUACAACGACACCGUGUGUCGCAACCGGUUCUCAUAUAUCUAUGAGAAGGAGCGUAGUGUUUAAAUUACGAAGGAGUUUGUAAAAUAGGGUGUAAUAUUUAUAACCGGCAAU
Molecule: messenger RNA, 1309 nt
Organism: Leguminivora glycinivorella
Lineage: Eukaryota; Metazoa; Arthropoda; Insecta; Lepidoptera; Tortricidae
Product: secretory phospholipase A2 receptor-like
Exons: 6
Coding region: 96-1058 (320 amino acids)
Molecular function (GO): signaling receptor activity
Source: RefSeq, a predicted model, not a curated record